AUGGAUAAAACAGUAAUAAUUAUAGGUGGUGGUAUAUCAGGACUUGCAUUAGCACAAGGAUUGUCAAAUAAUGGUAUUAAAUUUAAAAUAUUUGAAAGAGAUGAAGCAAUAAAUUUCAGAGAUCAAGGUUACAGAGUUCGUGUAUCACCAGAAGGUUCAAAUGCAUUAAAAACGAUGUUAAGUGAAGAUUUAUGGAAUUUAUUUAAGGAUUCAUGUGCACGUACAACAUUUGGUAUGUCAUCAAUUAAUGCAAUCGAUGGUAAACUUUUAAAAAGGGCACCUAAUUUCUCACCAGUUGGAAAAUCAUCAAUGGAUGAAAAUAUGGUUUUCUCAGCCGACAGAACCAAUUUAAGAAAUCUCCUAACAUUAACAAUUGAAAAUCAUAUUGAAUAUAAUAAGAAAUUCAUUAGAUAUGAAUUAAUUAACUAUGGUGGUGGUGGUAGUAAAGUUGUAGCACAUUUUUCAGAUGGUACAAGUUUUGAAGGUGACUUAAUCGUUGGUGCGGAUGGAGUGAAUUCAAAAGUGAAAAAACAAUUAAUACCACAAUGUAAGACCUUUGAUACCAAUGGUAGAUUCAUAUUUGGUAAAACUGAAAUUAGUAAUCAUAUUUUAGAUACUUUACCAGCAUCGGCAAUGGAAUGGAUAACAACUGUAAAUGAUGCUGAGAAGGGCUUGAUGAUAUUUAUGGAACCAAUUAAAUUCAAACCAAUUAAUAGUAAACUUCCAGAUGGUUGUUCAAAAUUCUCACCAGAAACUACGGAUUACAUCUAUUGGGUAUUAUUAGGACAAGCUCAAGCAUUUGAAAAAUCAGAUGAAGAACUCUUUAAAAUGAGUCCAUCUCAAUUAAAAGAACAUCAAUUACAUUUAGUUAGAAAUUGGGACCCAAGAUUUCAAGAAAUUAUUAAAUCUUCAUUUGAUAAUAAAUCUUGUUAUUUAGGUGUAACUUCAUCAUUUCCUGAUAUUUAUCAAUGGGAAACUAAUGAAAAUGUAACCUUAAUUGGUGAUGCAGUUCAUAAUAUGUCUCCAACUGGUGGUGCUGGAGCUAAUACUGCAUUACAAGAUUGCCCAAUUUUAUUGGAUGCUAUUAAAAAUGGUUUAAAAAAAGAAGAUUUAAAUCAAUAUGAAGCUAAAAUGAGAUUAAAUGCAAAACCAAAUAUCGAAGGAAGUUUAAUGGGUGCUAAAAGAUUAUAUAAUUUUAAAUCGAUUGAAGAAUGUAAAGUUAUUGAUCAAUAA
Messenger RNA from Dictyostelium discoideum AX4, 1233 nucleotides. RefSeq lists its product as hypothetical. Gene Ontology annotation, molecular function: FAD binding. The record is from RefSeq and is a predicted model, not a curated record. Bases 1 to 1233 code for a protein of 410 amino acids. The transcript has 2 exons. NCBI's taxonomy places the organism in Eukaryota, Evosea, Eumycetozoa, Dictyosteliales, Dictyosteliaceae.